CCCGAGCAGAGCCAUGGCGGCGGGUGGUUCAGAGCUGCCCCGGUUGAAGCCGUGCCUGAUCAGGCGGAAAGGCCAACAGGAGCAGCAUGGGGUGGCCGCCUCCACUCUCCAGGAGCUGCAGACUAAAGCCUGCAACCUGCUGGCAAUCGGCCCGGCCUCCCAGCCUGUAACUUUGGUACUGGCUGAAGAUGGUACCAUCGUAAGCGACGACGAUUAUUUUUUGUGUCUGCCCCCAAACACCAAGUUUGUGGCGGUGGCCAAGAAUGAGAAGUGGACCAGCGGCAGCACAGUUUCAGGUGGGGGCACAGCUUGGCGAGAGGAAGAGAUCAUUCACACAGUUGAAGUGGACACUGUCGGAGAAAAAUGGAAGCUUUUGGCCAGACAGCUCAAGAAUGACCUUUCUACCAUCAUACUGAUGUCUGAGGAAGACCUCCAGGCACUCAUUGAUGUACCCUGCUUAGAUCUGGCUCAAGAGCUUUCAGAGAAUCAGCUCCAAACUCAGAGGUUACAGGAUACGCUGCAGGAGACACUGGACAGGCGGGAAGAGGAGCGUCAGUCCCGUCAGCUUCUGGAACUCUACCUGCAGGCAAUAAAAAGAGAGCAUCAGGUUGUAUCUACCGCAGAAGAAUCAGAAGUAGAGGAAAAAUCCACGGAAGGAAAUGAUACUGUGGACGCUGGGAGCAGCGGGCCGUGUUCAACAGGAAGCACGCUGCUCAGUACCCGCGUUUUGACUGUGCUGAAGGAAAAGUCUGCUCCAGAACUCAGCCUGGCCAGCCAAGAUUUAGAGCUGGUUUGCAAAGAAGAUUCAACAGCCCUUUCUCGGGCUCUGAGCUGGGAUAAACACAGGACCGAAGCCCUAAAGGAGGCAUGUGGGCAGGAGCUUUCAAGACGACUGCAACAAGUCCGCACUCUAAAUUCACUGAGAAGCAUCUCCGAAGGCAAGAAAAAAACGCCAGGGGUUGGGGAACGGUCGAGUUCUAAACGCAGGAAGGAAUCGCCCUGAGAGUGGAUGUCUUGCCGCGAUUAACCGCCCUCUGGGUUUCCUGAAUGGUAAUGCCGUGUCUUUUCCAACCGACCAAGCACGUUUGGACAAAAUACAAAAGCAAAGGACGUUCGGCAACUCGGUAGCAUCUCACCUCACCAGACUGUUUAUUUACAUAAAGUGCUAGUCCAGGAAAAGAAAUAUUUUCCUUUUCAA
Messenger RNA from Candoia aspera, 1198 nucleotides. It is a transcript of the gene DFFA, whose product is annotated as DNA fragmentation factor subunit alpha. NCBI's taxonomy places the organism in Eukaryota, Metazoa, Chordata, Lepidosauria, Squamata, Candoiidae. The coding region runs from base 14 to 1003 and encodes 329 amino acids. The record is from RefSeq and is a predicted model, not a curated record. Gene Ontology annotation, biological process: apoptotic process; negative regulation of execution phase of apoptosis. The transcript has 6 exons. Gene Ontology annotation, cellular component: chromatin.